Molecule: messenger RNA, 381 nt
Organism: Dermacentor andersoni
Lineage: Eukaryota; Metazoa; Arthropoda; Arachnida; Ixodida; Ixodidae
Source: RefSeq, a predicted model, not a curated record
AUGAACUUCGUUGUCGUCUUCCUGCUGGGAAAGACACUGGACCAGGAAGUACAGCGCAAGGUAUUCGCAGAACAGGGCCUUUACGGUGAUAUCGUUCAGGGGGACUUUCUCGACACCUACAGGAACCCCACCUACAAGACUGUGAUGCUGAUCCGCUGGGCUCGGGAAAGGUGCUCGGAGAUUAAUUUCGUGCUGAAGACCUUGGACGACAUGCGACUCAGUGUAUGGGACCUCGGCGUCGUCGUGGACGGUUUGGAGGAAGUCAAACGCACAAUGUGGUGUUAUCUGUAUCGUGAUCGUCGGGCCAACCCCAAUGUAUCCUCCAAGUGGUACGUGUCUAGGAAAGAAUGCGCGCCAGACACCUACCUCGUAUUCCUGUGA